Messenger RNA from Orycteropus afer afer, 3086 nucleotides. It is a transcript of the gene GTF3C3, whose product is annotated as general transcription factor IIIC subunit 3. Gene Ontology annotation, biological process: transcription by RNA polymerase III. Lineage: Eukaryota; Metazoa; Chordata; Mammalia; Tubulidentata; Orycteropodidae. Gene Ontology annotation, molecular function: protein binding. Gene Ontology annotation, cellular component: transcription factor TFIIIC complex. The record is from RefSeq and is a predicted model, not a curated record.
AACCUGAGCGCGGUGCCUGCGGCGCAGGCCGGGCGGGUUUCUUGUGUGGACGCCGGAUCCCAGCGCAGGGUAGAGUCUGGCGGUUGUUGCUCUUCCGGCCCCUUGUCCUGUUUUCUGGGCCUGCAUACUCGGACCCGUAGACAUGUCGGGGUUCAGCCCGGAGCUCAUCGACUACCUGGAAGGGAAAAUUUCUUUUGAGGAGUUCGAAGGGCGGAGAGAAGAGAGAAAAACCCGCGAGAAGAAAAGUCUUCAGGAAAAAAGAAAGUUACCAGCUGAAGAAAAUCCAAAUGAUGGUGAAGUUCCAUCAUCAUCGGGAAUUGACUCUUCCAAAUCCCACAAUAAAGAUGCCAAUGAAGGAGAAACAUCAGAUGGAGUCAGUAAAUCAGUUCACAAGGUCUUUGCUUCCAUGCUUGGAGAGAAUGAAGAUGAUGAGGAAGAUGAGGAUGAAGAGGAAGAAGAAGAAGAAACAUCUGAACAACCCACUGCAGGAGAUGUGUUUGUGUUGGAGAUGGUUCUCAAUCGUGAAACAAAGAAAAUGAUGAAAGAGAAGAGGCCUCGGAGUAAACUUCCCAGAGCUCUGAGAGGUCUCAUGGGUGAAGCCAACAUUCGUUUUGCUAGAGGAGAACGUGAAGAAGCUAUAUUGAUGUGUAUGGAAAUCAUAAGACAAGCUCCUCUGGCUUAUGAGCCAUUCUCUACUCUUGCCAUGAUAUAUGAGGACCAAGGUGACAUGGAGAAAUCAUUGCAGUUUGAAUUGAUUGCUGCACAUUUAAAUCCCAGUGACACAGAAGAAUGGGUGAGACUGGCAGAAAUGUCUCUGGAACAAGACAAUAUUAAACAGGCUAUUUUUUGUUAUUCGAAAGCCCUUAAGUAUGAACCUACUAAUGUUCGUUAUCUGUGGGAAAGAUCAAGCCUUUAUGAGCAGAUGGGAGAUCAUAAAAUGGCAAUGGAUGGUUACAGACGUAUUUUAAACUAUUUAUCUCCAUCUGAUGGAGAACGUUUUAUGCAGUUGGCUAGAGAUAUGGCAAAGAGUUACUAUGAAGCCAAUGAUGUUACUUCAGCUAUUAACAUUAUUGAAGAAGCUUUCUCAAAACACCAGGGCCUAGUCUCCAUGGAAGAUGUUAACAUAGCAGCUGAACUAUUCAUUUCUAACAAGCAGUAUGACCGAGCUUUGGAGAUAAUUACUGAUUUUUCUGGAAUCGUGUUGGAAAAAAGAACUAUGGAAGAAGGCACCCUGGAAGAAAAUAAAGCUGGUGAGAGUGUUUCCUGCACUAUACCUGAGGGAGUGCCAAUAGAUAUCACAGUGAAAUUGAUGGUCUGCCUUGUACAUCUCAACAUCCUGGAACCACUUAAUCCUCUCUUGACAACACUAGUGGAACAGAAUCCUGAAGAUAUGGGAGACCUGUACCUAGAUGUUGCUGAAGCUUUUUUGGAUGUUGGUGAAUACAAUUCUGCACUGCCCCUCCUCAGUGCACUGGUCUGCUCUGAAAGAUACAACCUUGCAGUAGUCUGGCUUCGGCACGCAGAAUGUUUAAAGGCCUUAGGCUAUAUGGAGCGUGCUGCAGAAAGCUAUGGCAAAGUGGUUGAUCUGGCUCCCCUCCAUUUGGAUGCAAGAAUUUCACUUUCCACCCUUCAGCAGCAGCUGGGCCGUCCUGAGAAGGCUCUGGAAGCUCUGGAACCAAUGUAUGACCCAGAUACUUUGGCACAGGAUGCAAAUGCUGCACAGCAGGAACUGAAGUUACUGCUUCACCGUUCUACUCUGUUGUUCUCACAAGGCAAAAUGUAUGGUUAUGUGGAUACCUUACUUACCAUGUUAGCCAUGCUUUUAAAGGUAGCAAUGAAUAGAGCUCAAGUCUGUCUGAUAUCUAGUUCCAAAUCUGGAGAGAGGCAUCUCUACCUGAUUAAAGUGUCAAGAGAUAAAAUUUCAGAUAAUAGUGACCAAGAGACAGCAAAUUGUGAUGCAAAAGCAAUAUUUGCUGUACUCACAAGUGUCUUGACAAAAGAUGACUGGUGGAACCUUCUGUUGAAGGCAAUAUACUCCUUAUGUGACCUGUCCCGAUACGAUGAGGCUGAGUUACUUGUGGAUUCGUCAUUGGAAUAUUACUCAUUUUAUGAUGACAGACAAAAGCGCAAAGAACUAGAAUACUUUGGACUUUCUGCUGCAAUUCUGGAUAAAAAUUUCAGAAAGGCAUAUAACUAUAUCAGGAUAAUGGUGAUGGAAAAUGUCAAUAAACCCCACCUCUGGAACAUUUUCAAUCAAGUUACUAUGCACUCUCAAGAUGUACGACAUCAUCGCUUCUGUCUACGUUUAAUGCUGAAAAACCCAGAGAAUCAUGCGCUCUGUGUCUUAAAUGGACACAAUGCAUUUGUGUCUGGUAGCUUUAAACAUGCACUCGGACAGUAUGUUCAAGCCUUUCGUACACAUCCCCAUGAACCUCUCUACAGCCUUUGUAUAGGCCUUACCUUUAUUCACAUGGCAUCUCAGAAGUAUGUAUUAAAGAGACAUGCUCUUACUGUGCAGGGCUUUUCCUUUCUUAACCGAUACCUAAGUCUGCGUGGGCCUUGCCAGGAAUCAUUCUAUAAUUUGGGACGUGGCCUUCACCAACUGGGGUUAAUUCAUCUUUCAAUUCACUAUUAUCAGAAGGCCCUGGAGUUCCCUCCACUUGUGGUCGAGGGUAUAGAAGUUGACCAGUUAGACUUGAGAAGAGAUAUUGCCUACAACUUGUCUCUCAUUUAUCAGAGCAGCGGGAACAUUGGAAUGGCCCAGAAGCUGUUGUACACCUAUGUCUCUGUGUAAAGCACCUCCUCUGAGGAAUGGGCAGGUGCUGUGUGUGGACCAGAACCUUCUGUCUUAGUCUGUUAUUCUUAACCUCCAAGAUGGGAAUGACAGUUUCAGAAUUAUCUAAAAGUGUAUUAGAUUUUUUUAAUAUCUGAUAACAGUAUUUUGGUUUAAGGCUGUUGUUCCUGCAGGAAUUUGUAUAUUGGUCUCUUAUUUUCCUUUUGCUUUCUAUGGUAAAAUAUUCUUCAAAGAUGAGCUGGGCAGUAAUAGUCUUUGAGCUGGCUCACAGCCAAAUGAAUAUACUUUUUUU